Messenger RNA from Erythranthe guttata (spotted monkey flower), 1065 nucleotides. RefSeq names its product regulatory components of ABA receptor 3 (gene RCAR3). Gene Ontology annotation, molecular function: signaling receptor activity; abscisic acid binding; protein phosphatase inhibitor activity. Gene Ontology annotation, biological process: abscisic acid-activated signaling pathway. The record is from RefSeq and is a predicted model, not a curated record. Lineage: Eukaryota; Viridiplantae; Streptophyta; Magnoliopsida; Lamiales; Phrymaceae. Gene Ontology annotation, cellular component: nucleus; cytoplasm.
AUGCAUAGAAGAUGAUGAUGAUGAUGAUGAUGAUGGUGAGGCGGCGCACACCUUAAUUUUUUCACCACUUCCAACACUCAAAAAUGGCGGUGCCGAUUCUGUGAUCUCGUUAAGUCAAUUCGCGAACGGAUUACACAACACAGCUUCGUUUUUUAUUAACGGUGAUCGGAGGGGGGGAAUAUUCCGGCAGAAAUAAGAUGAUGGACGUCAAAGGAAUGAGCGGAGUGGAGAUUGAGUAUAUAAAGAAGCAUCACAAGCACGAGAUUAAGGAUAAUCAAUGCUCUUCUUUCCUCAUCAAGCAUAUUAAAGCGCCUGUUCAUCUCGUUUGGUCUCUAGUCAGGAGGUUUGAUCAACCACAGAAGUACAAGCCUUUCGUCAGCCGUUGUGUUGUGCAUGGAAAUCUUGAAAUUGGCAGUCUGAGGGAAGUUGAUGUUAAGUCGGGUCUUCCUGCCACUACAAGCACCGAGAGAUUGGAGCUUCUCGAUGAUAAUGAACACAUACUCAGUGUCAGGAUUAUUGGUGGAGACCACAGGCUCAAAAACUACACUUCCACUGUGUCUGUCCAUCCUGAGGUCAUCGAAGGGAGACCUGGUACGAUGGUAAUUGAAUCAUUUGUGGUGGAUGCGGCUGAAGGGAACACGAAGGAUGAAACAUGCUACUUCAUUGAAGCACUCAUUAAGUGCAAUCUCCAAUCACUUGCCGAUGUUUCGGAGGCACUUGCUUUGCAGGACAGGACCACUGAUUGUAACUAGGAUUGUGUCUGUGCACUUUCCAUGGAGGAGGCGGCUAUUUUCACCCGAGGAUGAAGCUCUUUUAUAGGCUUUUGAGGCAGAAGUAGCCAUUUCAUACUAUUGGUUUCUGCCUAUAUUUCUGCAUUUUUUCUUUUCUACUAUUUUCGGUCUUCUUGUUUGCUGUUUGUAUUGUAGUCUUGUUACAGUCAUUUUGGAGCUCCUGUUUCUUAGAGCUCAAGAACCACAGUUUAUAUAAACAUAUUCGUCGUUUGUAAACAAAUCGAAGCCUAGUGUGAGCUGUCAAAAUUUCAGGGUUUUGUUCUCGUUUAUUUUC